This is a messenger RNA of Lottia gigantea (owl limpet), 1143 nucleotides long. RefSeq lists its product as hypothetical. The coding region runs from base 1 to 1143 and encodes 380 amino acids. The transcript is spliced from 2 exons. Lineage: Eukaryota; Metazoa; Mollusca; Gastropoda; Lottiidae. The record is from RefSeq and is a predicted model, not a curated record.
AUGAAUACGAUGUCAAGGAUAACAACUGUUUACCUGUGGGGUCUAGGAAUUUCAGGACAGUUAGGGUCUGGUGAAAAGAAGAACAGCCCCAUUCCUCGACCAAUUAAAUAUGACGAUAAACCAACAUCACAAGUUGUACAAAUUAGUUGUGGUGGUUUAUUUACCACUGCUUUAUCGGCAGAUGGUAGGGUUUUUACGUCUGGUUGUGGUAAAAAUGGCAGACUUGGAAAUGGGGCCACCACAGAACAAUUAAAGUUUCAAGACGUGUCAAAUUUAGGAAAUACUAAUAAACGGAUAGCCAGUGGAAUUUGGCAUGGAGCUUGUAUCAACCAGCAGGAUAAUUUGUGUAUAUGGGGACAUCCUAAACCAUGUGGGAAACAGGACAGGACAAUGGCUGCAGUGCCACCCACAAUAAUUGAUGGUAUUCAAAUAUCUGGUGUAUCAUGUGGCUUUAAUUACACAUUAAUGUGGUCAUUGGAUGGUACAGCUUAUUCUUUUGGUAGUGGACAUUUUGGAGUAUUAGGCCAUGGAUCAGUUGAAGAUGUACCAUUGCCAAAAAUCAUUGAAAAACUAAUGGGACACAAAAUUACAACAAUGUGUGCAGGUUACAAUCAUUCAGGGGCAGUAACUGAUGAGGGAAAGAUCUAUAUGUGGGGUAAAGGUAGUGAUGGUGCUCUGGGGUUUGGAAAGGAUGUCCAUAAUCAGAUGGAACCCAAAGAGUUAAUAGUGAGAGAUGUGAGAUUCACAGUUUUAAGUUGUAGUGUUGGUGAACAUCAUGGCCAUACCUUGGCAAGCACUGCAAAUGGAUUCGUUUAUUCAUGGGGAGAUGGUUACAAAGGGAAAUUAGGUCAUGGAGAUCAAUGCUCUAUAGCAGAACCACGACAGAUCAACUCACACUCCUUUGAUAAUGAAAGUAUAAUAGAUGUUUGUGCAGGAGGUAUUCAUAGUUGUGCAUUAAGUAAGGAAGGCCAUGUAUUUACUUGGGGAUGUGGUAGUGAUGGUAGACUAGGACAUCCAGAGAGUAUUGGACACCGUUAUUUAUACAGAUCAGAUGUUCCCAAACGUGUUGAAGACAUCAGUAAAUAUAAAGCAUUAGGGAUAUCUUGUUCAUAUUAUCAUACAGCUGCUCUUGUAAAAAAGUGA